ACCUUCAGGGCCCUUCUCUGGAGCGGCUGGUGGAUCGCUCUGCCCGCCUGUCCCCCCACUCGGCUCCGGCAUGGCGCAGGCUGCGCAGAAGCUGGUCAAGGCCGUCACCACCAAAGGCCCUCAGUUCGUCUCCGCUGCUAUCACUUAUUCAAGGCCUCGUCUGGCCACUUUCUGGUACUAUGCCAGGGUUGAGCUGGCUCCUCCAACUCCUGCUGAAUUUCCUAAGGCCAUUGACAGCAUGAAAGCACUGGUGAAGAGCUUCCAGUCUGGUCGCCUUACACAACUCACUGUCAAGGAAGCCCUGAGGAAUGGUUUGGUGGCUACUGAGGUGCUGAUGUGGUUUUACAUUGGUGAAAUCAUAGGCAAACGUGGCCUGGUUGGCUAUGAUGUCUGAAAGCCUUUCUGCUUUUGAGUCCUAGAGGUGUCUUAAUAAUAUUAAAUUAUGGCGCUGAGAUGGAA
This is a messenger RNA of Elgaria multicarinata webbii, 459 nucleotides long. RefSeq names its product ATP synthase membrane subunit g (gene ATP5MG). Gene Ontology annotation, biological process: proton motive force-driven ATP synthesis. The transcript has 3 exons. NCBI's taxonomy places the organism in Eukaryota, Metazoa, Chordata, Lepidosauria, Squamata, Anguidae. The coding region runs from base 71 to 394 and encodes 107 amino acids. Gene Ontology annotation, molecular function: proton-transporting ATP synthase activity, rotational mechanism. The record is from RefSeq and is a predicted model, not a curated record.